Molecule: messenger RNA, 1871 nt
Organism: Symbiodinium necroappetens
Lineage: Eukaryota; Dinophyceae; Suessiales; Symbiodiniaceae
Source: the annotation of a GenBank genome assembly
AUGGUUCGAUGUCCUCGUGUUGCGUGGCGCCUGGCUGCUGCCACGGCGGCUGCAGGGGGAAGUACGCUGGCGCCAGCAUGCUGUGAGGAACGGAAGAAAGGGGUCGUCUUCGUGGCGCCGGAUAUGCGGGGCGGUCGAGGAAACCAAGGCCUCCGGGGCCUCCUCCUGGCUUUCCACGGCCAGGGGCUUCGGCACGCCGUUGAGGUUCGGAGGAGCAGCACUCCGGGGGCUUGCUUCGUCGACCGCCGGAUUCACGAGUACGUCGAGGACGUGUUAAACUCGGGUGGCCGGGCGGCGAACCUCGAAAAGGCGUUCUCCUACCGCUGUGUGGAUGCACCCGGGCAGAGCUUGGAGGACGUGGACGUGGCUACUGCAGCUGCGAAAGUGCGAAAUGCUUCCGCAGGGGUGGAUCUGCUGGCUGCCGUGCCUUCUGCCUUCGAGGAGUUGAUUCCCUUCGCCGACCAGCUUUCCAGUGCACUCAGCUUGCCCUUGGCCAAUGACGCCAGCACAUCGAGACUGCGUGUGGACAAGUUCCAGAUGCAGCAGGCAGUGCGCGAGCGCUGCGGCGUGGGUGUCCGACAGACCCUGGCGGCCUCGGUGCCAGAGGCUCUGGCAGGCAGCGGGGGCAUCGGAUAUCCCAUGAUUGUGAAGCCGGUGAACAGCGCAGCCAGUGAUGGCCUCUUCUUGUGCCGAAGCGAAGCAGAGCUCAAACUCGCCGUUCAGAGCAACCUGAGCUCUGCGGGAGUCUUCCAGCAGAAGAAGACGGCGGUGGUGCUGCAGGAGUACCUGCAAGGCGAGCACUUUGUGGUAAACAGCAUCUCCUUGGACGGAACUCACCUGGUACAGGACCUCUGGCGGGAUGAGAAGAUCUGUUCCGAUCGCGAGAUCUUCUACGGUCAUCAGACCCUGGUGGACGCGGAGGAGCACCGCGAUGUCCUGGAGUUCACCUACCAGGCCCUGGACGCCGUGGGGCUGGGGGUGGGCGCGGCACAUCUCGAGGUGGUGCGCACUCGGGAAGGAGUGCGACUCGUUGAGAUCAAUCCGCGCACAGCAGGGCACGAGCCCCGGGCGACCCAAAUCGUCGGCCACGACCAGUACACUCGCCUCGCACAGGCUGUCUUGCGCCCUGGCGACUUCCUUGAGGAUGCGGCGAAGCCUGACAAUGCACGACCGUGGCCGAAUGGGAGCAUGAUGGUCGUGUUCCUUCGUGCCCCAGCGGAUGCGGAAGUACCCAGCGCUGAGCUGCUGAAGAUCGUGGAGCUGCCGACGUUUCGAAGCUUCGACCGGGCUCCGGUGGCCAUGCUCGAGGAGGUGCUUGCAAAUUAUCCUUUCUCCUUCUGGAUUGCGGCCCGGACUCGGGACCUCUUCACUGUGCCGAUGGCCGUGCUCCUGGCCGGCCCGGAGGAGGCCCUGGACCGAGACCUGCGGCGCAUUCGGGACCUCGAGAUGACGACGCUGUACCAACGCUACGGAUCCUUCGACCCCGUGGCCUGCGCCGGCGUUCUCACCGGCGGGGACUACGACGCCUGGAAGGCACGCCGUGCGGAACUGGCCGCGAAAAGGAAUGCCGAGAAGGCUGCAGAAACGGACAAGACGGGAACGGCUCCGAUCCCACCGACGCCUCCAAACGAUGGCUGCAUCUCCACUUCGGAGCGAGGGAUGCUAAGGCUCGGCCGAUUUGGCCUCCGCGACCUGCCAAAACGCUUCGAGGGCGGCUUCGGAGCGGUCCAGGACUGGUCGCGCGUGCUCUCCUUGGGGGAGCAGCAGCGCCUGGCCGCAGCGCGCUGCCUUACUACGCAGCCACGUUUUGUGGUGCUCGAUGAGGCCACAAGCGCUCUGCCACUAGCUGCGGAGAAGACCGUCUACGACCA